AUGUUUCAGUACUGGUACGCUCAUCAAACAAAUAGCGUGCGUUGGGCGGGUGCAGUGUCGGACUCAUAUGGGUUAGCUUGCGGCGUGAGACAGGGCGGAUUAACAUCUCCUACCCUCUUCAAUUUAUAUAUUAAUGAGUUGAUCAUCGAGCUCAGUAGCCAACAUGUUGGCUGUCACGUUGAUGGAGUUUGCGUCAACAAUUUAAGUUAUGCGGACGACAUGGCGCUGUUGAGCGCGUCGGUCUGCGGUCUGAGAAAGCUCGUUGAAAUUUGCGAGAAGUACGCGUGUGGCCACGGACUUUUGUAUAACGUUAAGAAAAGUCAAUGUAUGGUCUUUAGGGCGGGUACUAAUUGUCCCAGGGAUGUACCACCGGUAAGAAUAAGUGGUACGCCUCUGCAGUGGGUUUCUCAAUUUAAAUACUUAGGUCAUAUUAUAGCUGCCGACCUUAAGGAUAAUGCCGACAUUGACAGGGAGCGGAGGGCAUUGUCAAUCAGAGCCAACAUGAUUGCCCGCAGGUUUGCACGAUGUUCACGGCAGGUCAAAAUUGCGCUGUUCAGGGCUUACUGUACGUCGUUGUAUACCUGCAGCCUGUGGGCUGACUAUACUAAAAGGAGUUACAAUGACCUCCGCGUCCUUUACAAUAACGCGUUCAGAGUGAUAUUGGGGCUGCCCCGAUUCUGUAGCGCUUCGGGUAUGUUUGCGGAGGCGCGAACAGACUGUUUUCAUGCAGCCAUGCGUAAGCGAAGUGCGUCCCUGGUGCGCAGAGUACGGACCAGCUCCAAUGUCAUUUUGAACAUGAUAGCCGACCGACUGGAUUGUCCAUACACCCGGUGUUGCUGUGAAAGACAUGUCGCGGUGUCUAUGCCGCUGAGGAGGUAUUGA
Messenger RNA from Plodia interpunctella (Indianmeal moth), 882 nucleotides. RefSeq lists its product as uncharacterized. The record is from RefSeq and is a predicted model, not a curated record. The coding region runs from base 1 to 882 and encodes 293 amino acids. Lineage: Eukaryota; Metazoa; Arthropoda; Insecta; Lepidoptera; Pyralidae. The transcript has a single exon.